AUGAGACAAUCAUCUGUUGAAGCCAUUGCGCAUGAAUCUAAACGCACUGCAACACAAAUUAAGCAUCGUUACACAAAUCCUACUCAAAAUGUAUUCUUUUCAAAUUUAGAAGAGGAUCUAAAUAAAAAACUUGAUAAUGAAAUUGAGCAACUUACUACGAGCUUCCGUGAUAUUGUGAAAGAAUCAGGCUUUUAUGCGUCUGCUCGAAUACCUAAUAGAGAUAAUGACAGUAGGGAAGUUGCAAAAGACGAAUAUCGAAAUGCUUUAGACGAAUAUGUCUGUGAGCUACGAGCUGCAAACAUAGUUCGGGCAUGUGAAACCCUUUUAACCUUGACACACGAUUUAAAAACAACUCUAUUAUUAAACGAUACACAAACGUUAAUGCAAUUACGCGAAAGUAGGAAAAAUGCAUUGAAUGCUAGAACCCAAAAGAUUAAACAUAAGAUUAUACAGCUUAAUGAUGCAGUUAGUGAUGCUAUCUGGGAGAUGGAAUGUGUGCUGGGAGAAGGGCUACCGAAUAAUUGA
Molecule: messenger RNA, 525 nt
Organism: Cetraspora pellucida
Lineage: Eukaryota; Fungi; Glomeromycota; Glomeromycetes; Diversisporales; Gigasporaceae
Source: the annotation of a GenBank genome assembly